AUGGAUGAGUUAAUGAAAUUGAGGGAUGAUGUUCAGUCUGGUCGGAAGGAGGAGGAGAGAUCUCUGAAGCGCGAGAAAGGUCGAAAGUAUGGUAGUGCAACUGAGAGUGAUUCCGAGGCAGAAUCUGAUGAAGGGUUUGAAUAUCCAGUGGAGGAGAUAAACACCAAUGAAGAGGAUUCUGAUGUUGCUGAGGACAAGCGAAAGAUGCAGAGAUAUCUUGAUUGGAAACUGCGCAGACGGUUUGAGUUUGAGAGAGCUAAUCCAAACAUAUUUUCCAGAACCAUGCACGAGGGAGAACCCAAAGUUGAAGAGAAGUCCCAUGUGAGAAUAUUUCCUAGAUCCGCUCAUGUAGAAGAAUCCAGCGAAUCUGAUGAAGAUCUCCCUGAUGUUUCCAGAGAUGAAGAUGAAGAAGAUAGUGAUGAGGAGAGCUCAUCAUAUGGAGAUAAUGAUACUUCCCUUGCUUCAUCAGGCAGUAGUUACAGUGAAUGGUAUGAGGGAGACGAAGACUGGAGUUACGAUGAAGAGGACUUUUAG
Papaver somniferum (opium poppy) is the source of this 534-nucleotide messenger RNA. RefSeq names its product VID27-like protein. NCBI's taxonomy places the organism in Eukaryota, Viridiplantae, Streptophyta, Magnoliopsida, Ranunculales, Papaveraceae. The record is from RefSeq and is a predicted model, not a curated record. The transcript is spliced from 2 exons. The coding region runs from base 1 to 534 and encodes 177 amino acids.